Messenger RNA from Impatiens glandulifera, 1326 nucleotides. RefSeq names its product putative F-box protein At4g21240. Lineage: Eukaryota; Viridiplantae; Streptophyta; Magnoliopsida; Ericales; Balsaminaceae. The transcript has 2 exons. The coding region runs from base 96 to 1295 and encodes 399 amino acids. Gene Ontology annotation, molecular function: protein binding. The record is from RefSeq and is a predicted model, not a curated record.
UUUUUUCUUCUCAAACACUGUUCGAUCAUAUCUCAAGGUCUAGUAUCCUCUACAAUCCUUAUUCGUCUAGAUAAGCUUCAAAACAUGCCCAGGAAAUGUGGAUACAAAUGACAAGUGCUAAUACUAGUAUGAUGGGAGCUGAUCAAUUACCUGAAAAUGUAAUCCAUACAAUUCUGAAGGGGCUUCCAGCCAAAACCCUAAUGCAAUUCAGGUGCGUGUCAAAGCUUUGGAAGUCCAUUGUGGAUGACCCUUUCUUUAUUGAAGAGCAUAGGCAACACUCGUUUUCUCGCCCCGAUGGGACAAAGAUGUUGGUGUCCAAUUUUCUAGAUGAUGGCCGUUGCAGAUUCUCCUACAUUAGUGAAGGUACCCCCCUCACUCAGUUAACUCACAUUCAAACCCUUCCAUCGAGUGUGAAUCAUUCCUAUAAAAAGUACGGUCCCCACUCAGUUAACGGCCUUGUUUGUGUGGGAAACAUCAUAUGGAACCCUAGCACGAGACAUGUCUUGACUCUUCCGGAAAAAGUACCCAAUGCUAUGAAUUACUUAGGUUUCGAUCCUAAUACAAAGCAAUACAAAGUUCUCUCCAUAUAUCAGGCAUGCAAAGGUCCUCCCCAACAAGGAAAACCUCAUUUGACAAGAUGCAUGAUCAUGACAUUGGGCAUUGACGACUCAUUCAGAGAUGUUCUCGGCCCUUUUCCAAAAGGACUCGACGCAGUUUUCGCUUUGCCUAAUAUGUGUUGCAUGGAUGGUAUCAUGUACAUUAACGGAAAUUGGAAUCGUGCAAUCCUAGCCUUUGAUUUUAAAAUCGAGAGUUUCUAUUUUGUUCCUCUUCAUCCUGAAACCUGUCAUAUCUACACCAUGGUGCAAAUGUCCGCCAAAUGCAUCACAUUGAUUGAUAAUUUGAACAUGAAUACUUUUGAAUUUUAUCCAGAAGAGAAGCAUUGGCUCAAACAAAAGGGUGGAUCCAAUUUAUUUAUUUAUUUCAGUGGAGCAUUUCUGAAAGAACAUCAAAGACUCAGGGAGACGAAUGAUUAUACACAAGAUGUCUUGGAUUUUGAUAAUGGAGAAAUCAAUGAUUGGGUCACAACGAGAGUAGAGUUGUCUGAUACUCUUCAUGGUACUGGAGACACGGUUGUUCAAAAUAAUCUUGUGUCACUACGUUUGAACUUCUUCCCAAGAAGACCGUCUGAUUUGUUUUGGAAUGGGUGGAGGCGUGAAGAUGGUAUCCGCACAUUCUUUUCGACAUCUCAGUUUUAUUUAAUGACUCAUCCUGAAAAUUUGGUAAGGCUUAAAUGAUAUCUCAUUAGUAGAGUUUAUGUUGCAAGAC